This is a messenger RNA of Dacryopinax primogenitus, 1143 nucleotides long. RefSeq lists its product as uncharacterized. Gene Ontology annotation, molecular function: protein binding. The coding region runs from base 1 to 1143 and encodes 380 amino acids. The record is from RefSeq and is a predicted model, not a curated record. Gene Ontology annotation, cellular component: nucleus. NCBI's taxonomy places the organism in Eukaryota, Fungi, Basidiomycota, Dacrymycetes, Dacrymycetales, Dacrymycetaceae. The transcript is spliced from 5 exons.
AUGAAUGUCGUGGUGAGACAAAUCAUUGCUACGGAGCAAGCGAACAGUUCUCCCAGAAAGGUUGUCCUGAUUGCAAGCAAAGAUUUUCAGCACGGUGAAGAAAUCUACAAGGAACACCCAGUAAUUGCACAGCUGGAUAUCGACCUUGAAGGCACGGCACAAUACUGUUCACACUGCUUCAGAGCUCUUCAAUCAGGUAAAUCCAUCACUCCACCUGAGGACCUGCUUGGCUCGGCGUAUUGCUCGACAGAAUGUCAAAUGAUUUCCGACACACAAUCUCAAAACUUAUUAUUCGGUCGAGGUCCGCUUGUGCCGAACGAAGCUGUUACGGGCCAGCUUGAACGAACUGAAGCGGCAGAAGCGGAGCGGCGCGCAUACCAGCAGGCGUUUGUUGAUUUUUUGAAAGCUUGCGGGUGGACUCAGGUCCUGCUUGUCGGUCGGUUUUGUGCAAGGCAUGUUUCCGAGGAAGUGAAGAAGCUUGCCCCACUCCCGGCAUCCCUCGUUGAACGCUCAGCUCUCCCAGAACCAAUCACCCCCUCUCCUGAGUAUACGUUCUAUGACCACGUCGAAAGGCUGAAGUUCUUGGAAAUUCAACCCACUGAGAUGGUCAUGUUGGAGCACAAUCUUCUUCAAGAUGUUUUGAAGAAAGCCGUUGCUGGGCUGGAAGAAGUUGUGGAGAUCAACAAAUAUCUCGCCAUGAAAGGAAGAAUCGCAUAUAAUUCCAUCGGCGUAGCCUUCGACGGUGGGAGAGAUGACAGAGCUGACCCGAAAGGGCGAGUUGAGACGUGGGAGUGGUCCCGCACACCCGUCGGUACCGAGAGACAGAUUGGCUCAGCUCUGUAUCGAGUUUCGUCAUACUUGACACACUCCUGUUCCCCUUCUGUUCGCCUCUGUUUCAAAGGGACGAACGAACUGCACCUCAUCGCGAACCGAGCUAUUUCGAAGGGUGAACAUCUCACCAUGUCAUACACGAGCAUAGAGGCCAAAAAUGGUGAGGCACCCGAAGUAGCGAGAAGACAGAGACGCAUCAGGCUGGCUAGAGGAUGGAGAUUUGCCUGCGAGUGCGAGGCUUGCACGGGCAAGAAAUCAGAAGUUGUCGGGACGAUGACAGCCCCGGAUGUCAUCUUAGAGAAAGGGGUCUGA